Molecule: messenger RNA, 1386 nt
Organism: Acomys russatus (golden spiny mouse)
Lineage: Eukaryota; Metazoa; Chordata; Mammalia; Rodentia; Muridae
Gene: Ccn1
Product: cellular communication network factor 1
Exons: 5
Coding region: 152-1285 (377 amino acids)
Biological process (GO): signal transduction
Cellular component (GO): extracellular region
Molecular function (GO): protein binding
Source: RefSeq, a predicted model, not a curated record
CUUUGCGCCUCCUCCGCCAGAACCUCAAGAGAAAGACGCCAGCCGCCUCGGCCCUCGCCUUACCGCGCUCCCGGAGCAUCCGAUCCCGCUGCUCACCGGCUUGUUGACUUCCGUGUCGCCGUGCUCGCUCCGGCUCCUUCUGCGCGCCACAAUGAGUUCCAGCACCGCCAGGGCGCUUGCUGUCGCCGUCACCCUUCUCCACUUGACCAGGCUGGCACUCUCCACCUGCCCUGCCGCUUGCCACUGCCCUCUGGAGGCGCCCAAGUGCGCCCCAGGAGUCGGCUUGGUCCGGGAUGGUUGCGGCUGCUGCAAGGUCUGCGCCAAACAGCUCAACGAGGACUGCAGCAAAACGCAGCCCUGCGACCACACCAAAGGGCUGGAAUGCAAUUUCGGCGCCAGCUCCACCGCUCUGAAAGGGAUCUGCAGAGCUCAGUCAGAAGGCAGACCCUGUGAAUAUAACUCCAGAAUCUAUCAGAACGGGGAAAGUUUCCAGCCCAACUGUAAACACCAGUGCACUUGCAUUGAUGGCGCCGUGGGCUGCAUUCCUCUGUGUCCCCAAGAACUGUCUCUCCCCAAUCUGGGCUGUCCCAACCCCCGGCUGGUGAAAGUCAGUGGGCAGUGCUGUGAGGAGUGGGUCUGUGAUGAAGACAGCAUUAAGGACUCCCUGGACGACCAGGAUGACCUCCUCGGACCCGAUGCCUCUGAGGUGGAAUUAACGAGAAACAACGAGUUAAUCGCAGUUGGAAAAGGCAGCUUACUGAAGAGGCUUCCUGUCUUUGGCACGGAGCCGCGAGUGCUUUACAACCCUUUGCAUGGCCAGAAGUGUAUCGUUCAGACCACACCAUGGUCCCAGUGCUCCAAGAGCUGCGGGACUGGCAUCUCCACUCGAGUAACCAAUGACAACCCAGAGUGCCGCCUGGUGAAAGAGACCCGGAUCUGUGAAGUGCGUCCUUGUGGACAAUCGGUGUACAGCAGCCUGAAAAAGGGCAAGAAAUGCAGCAAGACCAAGAAAUCCCCAGAACCAGUCAGGUUUACUUAUGCAGGAUGCUCCAGUGUGAAGAAAUACCGGCCCAAAUACUGCGGCUCCUGCGUGGACGGCCGGUGCUGCACGCCUCUACAGACCAGGACAGUGAAGAUGAGGUUCCGAUGCGAAGAUGGAGAAAUGUUCUCCAAGAAUGUCAUGAUGAUUCAGUCCUGCAAAUGUAACUACAACUGCCCGCACCCUAACGAGGCAUCUUUCCGCCUCUACAGUCUGUUCAAUGACAUCCACAAAUUCAGGGACUAAGUGCCUCCUGAGUACCUGGAGUGCGCCGUGGAUGUGUGCAUCGUGGAGACGUGGGUGGGGUGGUGGGGUGAAGGGGCUCAUUGUAGAAGGGAUGCCUUGCU